AUGUUCCAGUCCACAACGUCUGUGAUGAGAUUCUCCGUGUCUGACAACGUCACACAUUCAGCUACCCUGGUGACAGCACCAGACAAUGUGACGACCCUGUCCCCGACAACGACACAGGCAGUCAAUGACACCAACAUCACUGUGCCACACAAGUGCCUGUUGCUGCUCUAUGAGGACAUUGGGAAGUCCAGAGUCCGCUACUGGGAUCUUCUGCUGCUGGUUCCCAAUGUGCUUUUCUUUAUGUUUCUUCUCUGGAAGCUGCCUUCUGCCAGGGCCAAAAUCCGUGUCACCUCCAGCCCGAUCUUCACUACUUUCUACAUACUAGUAUUUGUGGUGGCUUUAGUUGGUAUUGCCCGUGCUGUUGUCUCCAUGACUGUGAGUGCCUCUGAUGCUGCCAUGGUUGCUGAUAAGAUCCUGUGGGAGAUCACAAGGUUCUUCCUUCUGGCGAUCGAGCUGAGUGUGGUGAUUCUAGGCCUCGCCUUUGGUCAUCUGGAGAGCAAGUCAAGUGUGAAACAUGUUCUGGCAAUCACUACAGUGCUGUCCCUGGCAUAUUCUGUCACCCAGGGUACCUUGGAAAUCCUGUACCCUGAUGCCCACCUCUCAGCAGAAGAUUUCAACAUCUAUGGCCAUGGAGGGAGACACUUUUGGCUUGCCAGCUCCUGUUUCUUCUUUCUGGUCUAUUCCUUGGUGGUGAUUCUUCCAAAAACUCCUCUGAAAGACCGUAUUUCUUUGCCCUCCAGGAAGAGUUUUUAUGUUUAUGCUGGAAUCCUGGCGCUGCUGAACCUGGUGCAGGGCUUGGGCAGUGCCCUCCUCUGUGUGGAUAUCAUAGAAGGACUGUGCUGUGUUGAUGCUACCACGUUCCUCUACUUCAGCUUCUUUGCACCUCUCAUCUAUGUGGCAUUCAAAAAAUUCUUUGGGUCUGAACCGAAGAUCCUUUUCUCCUACAAAUGUCAGGUGGAUGAACCCGAGGAUGUGGAUGUGCACCUACCCCACCCUUAUGCUGUUGCCAAGAAGGAAGGAAUGGAUUCUGGGUUCUACUCAAGCACUCAGAUUGACACCACAGCCUACCUGGACGACGUGGCUUCUAUGCCCUAUCACGUGGGCAGCAUCAACAGCAUAGACAGUGACCGCUGGAAAGCCAUCAAUGCCUGA
Merops nubicus (carmine bee-eater) is the source of this 1152-nucleotide messenger RNA. It is a transcript of the gene TPRA1, whose product is annotated as transmembrane protein, adipocyte asscociated 1. The record is from RefSeq and is a predicted model, not a curated record. Gene Ontology annotation, cellular component: plasma membrane. The coding region runs from base 1 to 1152 and encodes 383 amino acids. Lineage: Eukaryota; Metazoa; Chordata; Aves; Coraciiformes; Meropidae. Gene Ontology annotation, biological process: G protein-coupled receptor signaling pathway. Gene Ontology annotation, molecular function: G protein-coupled receptor activity. The transcript is spliced from 10 exons.